Carica papaya (papaya) is the source of this 1481-nucleotide messenger RNA. Its product is annotated as early nodulin-like protein 18. NCBI's taxonomy places the organism in Eukaryota, Viridiplantae, Streptophyta, Magnoliopsida, Brassicales, Caricaceae. Gene Ontology annotation, cellular component: plasma membrane. The record is from RefSeq and is a predicted model, not a curated record. Gene Ontology annotation, molecular function: electron transfer activity.
CACUACGCCUCUGAGUUCAUUUUGACUCGGUACAACUCGCUUUUGAAUUAUCCAACUUCACAUGUGCCUGGUCCUCAAAUUCAAUCUGCACUUGUCAUCAGAUCAAAAGUGCUCCUGGGACAGCAUCCAUGGCGACGGCGACUCUCGUGCAUCUAACGGUAAUCGGGCUCUUGAUCACCACAGCAGCAGCUGCCGUCCCCGCGACCUCAUACGCUAAUCACACUGUCGGAGAUGUCGCCGGUUGGUUCUUCAACGUCAACACGAACGCCUCCGCCACUGGUUACUCCUCUUGGGCCGCCAACCAGACCUUCAAUCUCGGAGAUUAUCUCAUUUUCAAAACGAACACCAACCAGUCGGUGAUCCAAACCUACAACGAGGCGAUUUACAAGAGUUGCAUCAUCGACGACGCACCAGAUGAUGAGUAUUUCCAGUACGAUGGAGGCAGCAGGGAGUUUGGUCAAGCAUUGACCAUAGCUGUGCCGUUGACGAUUGAGGGACCUAACUACUAUUUCUCCGACGCUGACGACGGCGUCCAGUGCCAGCACGGCAUGGCCUUCGAGAUUGUCGUCAACCGCGGCCUCGGCUUGCCACCUAGCCUCAACCAACCGCCGCCUCCGCCUUAUAUGGAGCCGCCAGGUCCGGAUUCAGCUAAGUCCCCUCCUGUCACAAUCGGAGGCGGAUCUACAUCGCCGAGUAACAGUGGUUUAAAAAGCAACAUUAAUCCAAACGCAUUGAUCUGCUUUCUGCUAUUAACCCCUCUAGCUUUAUCAUUCUUUUAGUUUCAAGGAAAACGACGCGAAUGGCAUUUCGGGAAAAUUUCUUGUUAGAUUCGCAGUUUGGAGCUUGGCCGAGCUAUUUUUGUGCAAUCUGUUUUGUUAAGGGUUUAGCGGGAGUUUUAAGAAAGUUGAGAAAUAUUUACAAAUGACAAAAUUAUUUUCUUGUGUACUUUCUUUAUAAUCAAAUUUGGCUAGGCAAUACUGGUUACACACCGAUUUCCUUGCGGAUUUGCUUGCAAACUGAAAUAACACUUCAUGAUUGUCUUGACUUUUGAGUACAUAUUUUUUCUUGCCUUCGAUUUAUUUAUACUGUGAUUCAAUUUGGAGGGCGAUGACCAUCUACAUAUCCAUAUACAUAUAUAUAUAUAUUUCUCACUACAACUAUGCAUUUGUUAAAGUUCGCUGAGCUUGAAAAUACAAUAAUGGUGUAGGUGAGAAUCUAGUUUUAUUGAUUGGAGCCUGAAGGAGGGACAUAGAAAAGGAUUUGUUCAAGCUUCUUGCAAGAGUUGUUCCUGACUCCAACAAUAGCAGGUAAGAAUUUGGAGGCCAAGUCUCUGCCUCUGGGGCUCCUCCUCCGUGUUUGCCAGUGUAGCAGCUCGUUACAGGUACCAAGCACUGAAUUUAUUCUGCAUUAAGAAUACUCUGCACAUGAUUUAGACGAUUUCAAGUUGAAUUAGUCGCAAACUAUUUGCAGAUCAGUUGAAA